AUGCACGAUAAUUUACUCUACAGCCUGAUCGCCAGGGGAACUACAGUUCUUGCAGAGUACAGUGAAGUGAGCGGAAAUGCAAAUCUGGUAGCACACAGGAUAUUAGAGAAGCUACCUCAGAAUGACAGCCGUGUUUCUUACUCGCAAGAGCGGCACCUGUUCCAUAUUGUGGUGCGGGACGGCAUCACUUUCCUCUGCAUGGCUGACGAGGGCUUUGGGCGGCGCAUCCCGUUUGCCUUCUUGGAGGAUGUACGGGACAGGUACCUGGCCAGAUUUGGCGAGGAGGCACACAGUGCGCCAGCGUACGAGCACAACGCGGAGUUCAGCCGGGUGCUGGAGGACCGCAUGGCCUUCUACAGCACAGACCAGCGCGCAGACGCCAUUAACCGCGUCCGCGGCGAAAUCUCCGAGGUCAAGACCGUCAUGAUCGAGAACAUCGACAAGGUGUUGGACCGAGGGGAGCGGAUAGAGUUGCUGGUGGACAAAACCGACCACCUGCAGAAUGAGUCGUUUGCCUUCAAGAGGGAAGCACGCCGCCUGAAGACACGGCUGUGGUGGAAGAACAUGCGCCUUCUGGCGUUUGUUGCAUUGCUCAUUCUUGUCAUUGCGUACAUCAUCGUGUGCUUUGCGUGCAGCCCCACAUUUCACUGCUAA
Molecule: messenger RNA, 654 nt
Organism: Coccomyxa subellipsoidea C-169
Lineage: Eukaryota; Viridiplantae; Chlorophyta; Trebouxiophyceae; Coccomyxaceae
Product: vesicle-associated membrane protein
Exons: 6
Coding region: 1-654 (217 amino acids)
Biological process (GO): vesicle-mediated transport
Cellular component (GO): membrane
Source: RefSeq, a predicted model, not a curated record